Messenger RNA from Cladophialophora psammophila CBS 110553, 1059 nucleotides. RefSeq lists its product as uncharacterized. The coding region runs from base 1 to 1059 and encodes 352 amino acids. The transcript is spliced from 3 exons. Gene Ontology annotation, molecular function: hydrolase activity. The record is from RefSeq and is a predicted model, not a curated record. NCBI's taxonomy places the organism in Eukaryota, Fungi, Ascomycota, Eurotiomycetes, Chaetothyriales, Herpotrichiellaceae.
AUGGUCCAUCUCAUCUCUCUGAUAGUCCGCCAACCUAUCAAGUUCUUUUUUUUCUCAUACACUUUCUUGGCCGAGGCCACCAUCUCGCUCUUGAAGCGCGUCCUCGUCCCCCAUUUCCCACGUUAUCAGUCGUUGAGAACAGAAUUCCAACGAGCUUACCUGGCCUCGGCGUCAAUAUACCUGCCCGACAUCGUACAUCGACUCCCCGUUCAAAAUUGCCCCGAGAGCAAAGCAAGGGAGGUGGGCAAAGGCUGGACUGGCUAUCUGGUCCCCGGCUCCAGAGACUUGGCUGAAUUUGCUGGUGGUGUUGCUGCUGCUGAUCGAAAGGCUGUAGUGCUGUACGUCCAUGGAGGCGGGUAUGCGCGAGGUGAAGCAAGGCAGUACUUGAGAUACUAUGAACGAUGGAUCAGAGAGGCCGCGAAGGCCGGGCUUGAUUUGAUCUUUCUCACCGUUGAAUACACGUUGAGCACAGAGGCGACACAUCCGCGGCAGCGAGACGAGUGUCUGGCCGCCUAUCGAUACCUCCUGGACGAGGGCAUCUCUCCUAUGCAAAUCCUGCUCAUGGGUGACUCAGCCGGCGCGGCGUUGUCCAUAAUGCUUGGUCUGGAACUCGACCGGCUCGGGUUGCCCCAGCCUUCCGGGACCGUCCUGAUCUCCCCGUGGCUGGACUGCUCACUCAGGCAGUAUGAGGGCGGCAGCCCCCUGGUCGCGACGGACUAUGUCGUGACGGCGAACCAGUCAGUGCCGAUGAUGUACAAGAUGUUCCUGGGCGACCUUCCAGGCGACUCUCCUGACGUAAACCCGCUUUUUCGGCCAGCGGAGGGGAUCAAGUGCCUAAGCCCGCAGUUAAUACUUGUGGGUGGAGCAGAGUUCGCGAUGCAGGAUGGCCGGGAUUGGUCCUAUUUGUGUCGCGAGGCGGGUCUGAGACAUGAGAUGGUCGUGGAAUGGGGUCAGCUGCAUAUCUUUGCCAUGGGCUCGAGGUGGAUUGAGCCCCAGGUCCGCCGGAGGACGGACAAGAAGAUCAUCAGUUGGAUGUUAGCUUGUAUCAAGUCAGCUUAA